AUAUUUACCUAAAAAGAAAAUCUGGACACUAUCAUUAUUUUAUCAUCAAUGUACUUCCAUCAACUUUUUUCAGCCCCUUGAUUUUUCAUUAUUUUUCUUCCUCCUCCAAUCCAAUCUCUCCAUUCACUCCCCAAAUCUUCAACAUCUUCCAUUUCGGUCUCCAUCAUUUGCUCCAAAAGAUUCACCCACACCCCAAUUUCCCUAAAAUUUAAUCCACCAUUUUCUCUGCACUCUGCAGUCUUCUGUUCCAAUUUCUAUGUCUUGGAAAAACCACCAGCAUUGCCACAGCUUGGUCGUCGACAGGCAAUGCAAGAUCAGGAAGCGCGGCGGCGGCUCGUCUUCCUCGUCGUCUUCCUUGGUCCGUAGGUACAGACUCAAGAGGGCAAUCCUGGUCGGAAAGCGAGGCGGCUCGAGCACCCCAGUCCCCACCUCGAAGACUGUAAGCGCGGCGGCAGCAGCGAGAUCACCUUGUGUGGCGACGAUGAUGGCGAAUGGGGGUGAGGAGCAUGAUGAGAUGGCAACGCUGCAGCAGCAGCGGAGACCGGCUUCGAAGCACGGCGGCGGCAGCGGCGGAAAAGGGAAGGAAGUGGUUUCGGUUUCGGCGAGAAAGCUGGCGGCGACUUUGUGGGAAAUUAACGAGCAAGAACAAACUGCUUUCAGAAAGAAGGCUUCCAAAGUUGCUCAAGUUCCUUCCUUAGCCGGUUCCUUGCCUCCAAAGUUAUCAGAUCCAUCCUCUACUCCUAUUUCUGAGAGGAGAAAUGGAUCUGGGAAUGCUGGACGCCAGAGAGGGUUGUCGGCCGUUUCUCAGAAACUUCCUUUGAAUCAUUACCAAAUGGGAGGUUUCCAGACUCACACUACAAGGGCCAGUUUAACUCAGCUCAAAGAUCAAUCUUGUGUGAAACCUGAUCGAAAUUGCAUACACGGAUUUAAGACCUGUUUGAAGGAUGUCAAUAGUGGCCUUUCUACAUCUAAAGAGCUUGUAAAAGUUCUUACUCGCGUUUCGGGUCUUGAAGAGCAGCAUUCUUUAAGUACAACCUUACUCUCGGCCCUACGAGUUGAGCUUGAUCGAGCUCGUGUCCAGAUUCAUCAAAUGAUCCGAGAACAGAGGUCUAACUGCAACGAAAUUGAGUAUCUUGUGAAGAAAUUCGCAGAAGAAAAGGCAGGAUGGAAAAGUAAGGAGCGAGAGAGGAUAUGUGCCGCAAUAGCGUGCGUAGCAGAAGAACUCGAGGUGGAGAAGAAGCUAAGAAGACAAACAGAAAGGUUGAACAAGAAGCUAGGGAAAGAACUGGCAGAUAAAGAGGCAGCUCUGUCGAAGGCCACGAAAGAGCUUGAGAUGGAGAAGAGGGCAAAAGAGAUCUUUGAGCAGGUUUGUAAUGAGUUAGCCACUGGUCUUGGGGAGGACAGAGCACAAGUCGAAGAGCUAAAGAAAGAAUCCGAAAAAGUUCGUGAAGAGGUGGAGAAGGAGAGGGAAAUGCUUCAGCUAGCUGAUGUGUUGCGCGAGGAGAGAGUCCAGUUGAAGCUCUCCGAAGCCAAAUAUCAUUUCGAGGAGAAAAAUGCCAUUGUGGAACAGCUGAAGAAUGAACUAGAGGCUCACUUGAUAUCCAAAACGCAUGAAGGUAGUGGCGGUUCUCCAGACUUCAGUAAAAUCAAGGAACUCGAGGCUUAUUUAAAGAAGAUCAAUUUCGGAUCAUUUCAGAACGCGAAGCUAGAAGGGAAUGGAAUGGAAGUUGCUGCAUAUAGAGAAGAAUGUGAAGAUGAUUCAAAAAGGACUUCAGUUGAUAGCGAUCUUCAUUCCAUCGAGUUAAGCAUGGACAAUAACAACAAGAGCUACAAAUGGAGUUAUGCCUUCGGAGAUGAUACCGAAGAUGAUUCAAAACGGACUUCAGUUGAUAAACAAUUCAAAGGGAGGAGAUCUCUCUCCGAAAAAAUACAAUGGGAAAGCAUAUGCUUGAACAAAAAUUCCAGCGGCAUUGAUUGGGAGUUUGGCGUAAAAUCUCAAGGGCACUCAGACGGGCGGCUUAUGGAAAUAUCAGAGCUUGUUCCGCAAACUCAAACGCCAGAACAUGAAACCGAAACAAAGAAAAAGGGUUCUGCAAAGGGUCUCACAGACCAUAGGUUAUCCAAUUCAAAAGUAGUUCCGAUCCACAGCUUAGCCGGUACAACUUGUCAGUUUCAAUCCUUGCCGAUGAAGGAUCCUGGAACCGGAGUGUGCGGAAGUUAGACGGAUGCUUCAUGAGAAUGAUUCGGAGCUCCAACUAGCAUGAAGAAAAUGCCAAUGCCAGGAUCAAGAGUAUAUAGAUGUUUUCAUGUUAUUUCUUUUGAGUUCUGAGAAUUAUACAUCGUUUUGCAGCA
Molecule: messenger RNA, 2352 nt
Organism: Pyrus x bretschneideri (Chinese white pear)
Lineage: Eukaryota; Viridiplantae; Streptophyta; Magnoliopsida; Rosales; Rosaceae
Exons: 3
Coding region: 257-2221 (654 amino acids)
Source: RefSeq, a predicted model, not a curated record